CAGCACUCAGUCACUCGCCACCAACCUGCCUGCUACGCAGCAGCGGAAAAUGCGAAGCGAAGCCGAGGCGAAUUCAGUUCAGUCAUACAGUAGUAGCAAGCGAUAGAGCCGAUCCCGCAGCAGUAGGAGCAGGAGAAGGAAAGGAGGUGCCAGACGGGAAAGUCUUCGGGAAGGAGAUAAACAGUAGAAAAGGAAAAGAAAGGCAGCAAGGCCCGGACAAGGAGGAAGACUCGGGAGACGACUGGAGAGAAAAGAGGGGAAGAAAAAGGGGCCCAAGGGGACAAAUUCUGGACUGAACGGAAGGAAGGCAGAAGAGAGUCGAGGCUUGCGCACGAGAGCUCGCUCACAGACACAGAGAAAGAGAGAGAGUCUCUCUCUGUGUGUGUUUGAGAGUACAGAGGUGAAAAGGAGACGGGAAAGUGAAGAGAGAGAAGAUGAUGGCACGUCUUGCAAUGGAAGGAGGAGAUGGUAGUACGUAAGGGGGAGAUGUGCUGUAGGGUCGCUGGAGUCGAGGCAGAGGGCGGGGGAAGGUACAAGAGGAAGGAAGGGCUACGGAAGGGAAAGACGGGAGAGAUGAUGAUGACGAUGGUGGAGAAGGGGAAUGGGGUGGGGCUGGGAGGAGGAGUGAGAGCGAGGAGCGGAGAAAUUGAGAAAUUGGAGAGCGCGGUGCGAAGCGGAGGUGCGGUGGUGUGUCGAGGAGCUGCAGGUGGAGGAGAGGCGGGGCGACGGGUCGAGGUGGCGCUGUUGAGAUGGUGAGCGCGGAGGUUCAAUUUAGGGAGGCGGGGCGGAAGGGAGGAGGAGGAGGAGGAGGAGGUGACGACGACGACGACGCGAGGCUAGGAGAGCUGUGGGAUGGAGCAGCUGGUAGAUAAGGGUUUCUCUCGCGAGCUUGCGUCUCAGGCAUUGGCAGCCACAGGUGCAAAAUCGACCCUGAAAGCUACGGAAUGGAUUCUCAACCAGAGGCGCGUCGAUCAAUCAAAAGCUGCUGCCAAUGCCCCGCGCCAACAGGCCAAGAUGGACCAUUAUUUCCAAGGAAAUGCCGGAGCUCGAGCAGCCGCUGGCUCAUCAGGCCCUCAGGCUGAUGGCAGCCCCGCCGAGGGUGGUUCUCCCGAAGCUCCCCACCCGCAGCAGCAGCAGCAACAACAAGACGACGAUGCCGUGGGCCUCGCGGCCCCUGGAGACCGCGAACGAGAGCGAUGGGCAAUGGGAGGAGCUGCGGCUGCAGCAGCAGACCGAGGUGAUAGAGCGGGCACUGGCUUCGACGCGAGCACACCGAAGGUCUGGAGAAAUCUAAAUUCCCCAGCGAUUGACAAACAGGCUAGGGCAGAGCAGGAAGAUAUCGGCUCCUCUGCAUAUGCAGGAGGUGGUGGUGGCGCAGGCGGAGGAGGGGGUGGAGACCGUGGUGGUGGUGCAGGAGGCAGGGCUGCAGAGCAACCUCGAACUUACGUCGCCAGAGGAAGCUUGGUGCCUGCCCCCGUCGCUGGCAGGGCCGAGGGAACAGGGCAGUCCGCGAACAUACCCCAGGGCAUGUACAAACACGCGAUGGCGGCAGGAGCAAUUCAAGACGGAGCGGCCUCGGGGACCAAGAGGCAGAGGUCGGACGAGGUGGAGAAGCCGGGCAAGAGGGCCGCUGCGCCCCCUCUCUUCUUCUCGCCGAAGCCCGCCCAAUCGGCCGCGCUAAAGCUGCAGAAGGUCGAGAAAGCCAAGCAGGCGCAGGCGGCAGCAGCGGGAUCUGGGACCGGGAAGAGCGGGAGUUUGGCUCCUCUGGCCGAGAGGAUGAGACCGGCGACGAUCGACGAGGUGGUCGGACAGGAUCACUUGCUCGCUCCGAGGCAGAUGCUGCGGGCGCUGCUGGAGAAUGACACGAUUCCGUCGAUCAUUUUAUGGGGUCCCCCUGGCACGGGCAAAACGUCCCUGGCCCGAGCAAUUGCGCGCACCGUGCCCGACAUCCGAUUCGUGGGGCUGUCCGCUGUAAAUAUUGGUGCGAAAGAGGUGAAGGGAGUGUUAGACGAGGCGGCGAAGCGAAAGAAGAGGAACGGCUGCAGGACGCUGCUCUUCUUGGACGAGGUGCAUAGAUUCAACAAGGCUCAGCAGGAUUUAUUCCUCCCUUCUGUGGAGGCGGGGCACAUUAUUUUUAUAGGGGCGACCACCGAAAACCCCUCCUUCGAGAUCAAUGCUGCGCUUCUGUCCCGGUGUUGUACUCUGACUCUGAAUAAGCUCCAACCCGAGCACCUGAGAAAAGUUUUGGAACGUGCAAUUUCCGACCGCGAGCGAGGACUAUACGCUUCUUUGCCAGAGAGUGCCUCGGGGGGAGGCGAAAUCGUGGUCAAGGUCGAGGAAGAAGCCAUCAAUUUUCUAGCGGGGGCAGCCGAUGGAGACGCGAGAGUCGCUUUGAAUGCCAUUGAGGUCGCCACCACAGCCGCCUUCUCCGAGGCCAAACAACAAAGAAAAGGUCAACAUGCUGCAGACGCCUGCAACUCUGCUGCAGUUCCAGUAAAUCGAAAUCUUGGGCUCGACCGGGAUCGAUUAGGCGGGAGUGGAUCGGGGCCCAAGAAGGAAUCUGCCGGUCCUUCUGUAUUUGGGAACGAGAGAGAUAGACCUGUGGCGGGAUUUGGCAUAAAACGUUUCGAGGCAUUGAUAGAAAGCGCAAAAGACCCUCACGCGCUGGAAGGCUAUACGAAACCCUUCAAGAAAUUCGUGGGCGGCAAACAAAUCAUCCCGGUUCUCAACCCGUCUAGAUUCGAAAGGGACGUGUCGGUAAGUAGCUGUGAUGUCGACAAGGAUGGAAAUCCGAGCGUGAGGGACAGCAGAGAUCCUGCUCUUUGUACAGAGGCGGCAGACAGGAAGGGAGGUAACCCAGAUGCGAUUGUUCCGGACGGCGAACACUUGGAGAAGGUUGGAGCACUGGUGGCUACCGUGACCCUGCACCAGGUUCGAGAUGCCUUGCAAAGAUCGCACAUUCUAUAUGACAAGAACGGUGAGGAACACUACAAUAUUAUCAGUGCUUUACACAAAUCUAUGAGGGGGAAUGACGCCGACGCAGCCAUAUACUGGUUAGCUAGGAUGCUGGAGGGCGGUGAAGGGCCGCUUUAUGUCGCUCGGCGGCUUGUCAGGUUUGCGAGCGAAGACGUGGGCUUGGCCGAUCCCCAGGCCUUGGGAAUCGCAGUUGCAUGUUACCAAGCCUGCCACUUUUUAGGUAUGCCAGAAUGCAACGUGAACCUGGCCCAGUGUGUGGUUUAUCUUGCUCUAGCUCGCAAGUCCGUUGUGGCGUAUCAAGCCAUAGAAGCAGCGCAGAAGCUAGUCAGGGAGUCUCAUCUCAACGAACCGGUUCCACUGCAUCUUCGCAAUGCUCCAACGAGGCUUAUGAAAGAAAUGGGUUACGGAAAGGGUUACAUCUAUCCACCAGGCCAGUCCGGACGGGUGGAGCAAGAGUACAUGCCGCCUUCUCUACAAGGACAUAAGUUCCUACAUUGGCAGGAUUUGUGACACUCCUGGCGUACUGAAGACGCUUUUGCAACAGCUCCUUGACAAUCGGUUGUUUCAGUCAUCAGUCUUUUAUUGUACAUCAUAGAUGUACGUCAUGGAUCAUUCUCUGAACACUUGCAGCUGAUGGAAGCUUGAGGAGCUUCCCGGUGCUCGCUCGUGGGUUUUGACACAGUACCGGCUGGGCUGAGAGUUUGUGUAUGUAUAGCAGGUUUGAGACCCGUCGGUUGUCUAAGGAAGGAAACAAGGGCUGUAAUUGCGAUGUUAAAUUUUGUAGUUAGUUUCAGAGUUCAUUACAACUCUGAUUUCUGUUGUACAGGGAAGUCUGGGAUGAAACUCUUUGUAUCCAUAACAAAGAGCAUUGUGACGAUACUCAUCUAAAGGAUAAGUUUUUUCUGAGAGAUUCUUAUUAUCAUGAACGCAGGAGUGAGAUUCUUAUCCACAUGUGCGAAUGUUUCACAUGACCUCGUCUAAGAUUGAUGUGUGUUGUACGGAGUGGUCGAUCAAGUGGGUCCAUCUGGGCGGCAUUGCACCUUGAU
Molecule: messenger RNA, 4022 nt
Organism: Marchantia polymorpha subsp. ruderalis
Lineage: Eukaryota; Viridiplantae; Streptophyta; Marchantiopsida; Marchantiales; Marchantiaceae
Source: the annotation of a GenBank genome assembly